AUGCCCAAUAUCGAUUAUAUCAUAACGGCAGAGUUCCAUGUGGACAAAGGGCCUUCCAUAGUCCAUCAACAUCCUCAGAAUAUUCCUGGCUAUGACUUUCUCCCGUUUCUUCCCGAGCUUAUGCUUCCUGACCAAAUCCAUCGUCGAGACGAGGACUUCACCCUUUUCCUCCUUUUCAAGAACAAAAGUACGGGUCAUUUCCAGUAUAAGAAUGAUGGCCAAUGUGAAGAUGAUAUUUAUUUCAUGUACACGGUUGUGAAGAAUGUCAGCGACGAUACGGUGAGGAGAGGUCUGAUAAUCAAGGCUCUCUGUAUAAUCACAAAACUACCCUAUUUCAAACAUUUCCGGCCAUUGCUCUUGAUAUGUUUGGACAGCUACUUUGAGAGUGACGACCCAAGUCUUCUCGCCGAAUUAUACACGGCUAUCAAUUCUAAUGACUUCAGCGUGAACAGCACUGAACAAUCGCUACUCAAAAGACUACUUAUCAGUCUGGUUCUCGAUUUGCCCAUCAGUGAUAAGAUAUACAAUGACGAGAAGUUCAGAAAUAAACUUUUGGGUAUCAAGAAACCAAACGAGGAAAUAUUCAUUCGCAAGGAUUUAUCCUACAACUCAGUUGUGACCUUCAGAGGUAUGAAAAUACCCGUGAAAGUGCCGCUUUUGCAGCUUCCAGACACUGUGGGAGACUACAUGAACCCAACGGAUCUUAAUCUAAAGCCCAAUCUUAUCAAUUUGUUGAGCGCUCGAUUGGCUACUGACCACCACAAUAAUGAAUUGACCAUAUACGGUCUCGCCACACCACCCAUCAUUGUUUUAAUUAAUGCAAUCUUGACGGGAAAAAGAAUCAUUUUUUUGAGUUAUGACAAUUCCGCGGGGCACAUCAUUGACUUGAUCUUGCUAACGUUAAAAGUUGUCUCAGGUGGAGGUAUACUUACUGGGAUCCUCAAGAACUAUAACGUGUUCCCGUUGAUCGAUCUUUCCAAGAUUGACAUCUUGUCUGAAUGUGAUUCCUACUUGGCGGGUACCAUUAAUCCCUUCUUCAAAGCUCACGAAGCUAUUUGGGAUCUCCUUUAUGACAUUGACGCUAAUGAGUUCCACGUUGCCUCCGCACUCAAGCAGCCCGAGAUUCUGAAAAACUCAAUCAUUAGUGAGGAUGCACGAUUCUUGUCUAAUUUGCAAUUUUCCCUUUUCACUUACAGUGACGACUUGACUACGUUACAGCUAAUAUUCCGCAGGCACAUUAAUGAGCUCAUAAGAAUCUUGGUGUCUCUGCGAAACUUUAACGAUCCUGGCAACAGGAAACGAACCCUUCUCAUGGAUGGUGUGGGAUAUUACUGGCACAGUGAUACCAGCAAGCUCGUGGAAAUGUCAUGCUACCAGAUAAUAUCCUCAAGGUUUCAAGACCUCAUGUAUUCGGGAAAGUUCUCAUACAGCUUGCUUCUUCCUAAUAUGUCCAACGAACUCAACCUUAUGAUUGACCUACAACACCACUUGCAAAAAUUAUACAAUGUGACCAAUGCCAAGACUACACCAGCGAAGGUGAACGAACGUGAGGUUUGGUUCAACAUCCUCAAGUACCUUAUUAGUGGAAAGUCUUUGGAAACGUUCCUUCUCGUCACAUAUCUAAUACCCCCAAACUCCUCGACCAGUUUACAGAGCUCCGGCGCACACGGCGGCAACAUGACGAUAUUCGACAAGAAUAAAGGUAUCGAGCUCCUACUUAUGAACUUGUUCAACCAAGACGACCAGAUCAAGCUGAAUGUGGUCAUGAUUCUCCAGGAAUUACAAGACAACUUUUUCUGCGGUUGGUGCCUCAAUAAUUUCAUGAAAUCUAAUUACGUUUAUGAGGUUGCAUUCAAUGACCUCGUGGACGCUAUGUGA
Messenger RNA from Candidozyma duobushaemuli, 1878 nucleotides. It is a transcript of the gene MEA1, whose product is annotated as Mea1p. Gene Ontology annotation, cellular component: cellular bud neck; plasma membrane. Lineage: Eukaryota; Fungi; Ascomycota; Pichiomycetes; Serinales; Metschnikowiaceae. Gene Ontology annotation, biological process: actin cortical patch localization; cellular bud site selection. Bases 1 to 1878 code for a protein of 625 amino acids. The record is from RefSeq and is a predicted model, not a curated record. The transcript has a single exon.